Hippocampus comes (tiger tail seahorse) is the source of this 534-nucleotide messenger RNA. RefSeq names its product hemoglobin embryonic subunit alpha-like. Gene Ontology annotation, cellular component: hemoglobin complex; blood microparticle; haptoglobin-hemoglobin complex. The coding region runs from base 16 to 447 and encodes 143 amino acids. The transcript has 3 exons. Gene Ontology annotation, biological process: oxygen transport; hydrogen peroxide catabolic process. Lineage: Eukaryota; Metazoa; Chordata; Actinopteri; Syngnathiformes; Syngnathidae. The record is from RefSeq and is a predicted model, not a curated record. Gene Ontology annotation, molecular function: peroxidase activity; haptoglobin binding; organic acid binding.
CUAAACAGCAGCAAGAUGAGUCUUUCCCGCAAGGACAAAGAUGCAGUCAAGGCCUUCUGGGCUCUGGCAUCCAAAAGAGCAGAUCUCAUCGGGAGUGAAGCGCUGACCAGGAUGAUCUACGUGUACCCACAGACCAAGACCUACUUCUCCCACUGGAAGGAUUUGAGCCUCGGCUCCGCUCCGAUCAAGAAGCAUGGCAAGGUGAUCAUGGGCGGCGUCAACGAAGCCAUAGGCAAAAUUGACAACCUGACCAGUGGACUGCUGAGCCUCAGCGAGCUGCACGCCUUUAACUUGAGAGUGGACCCUGCCAAUUUCAAGGUUCUCUCUCACUGCAUCCUUGUGGUGAUGGCCAUGCUUUUCCCAAAGAAUUUCACCCCAGAGGUCCAUGUGAGCAUGGACAAGUUCCUGGCCGCCCUGACGCUCGCCAUUAGUGACAAGUACCGAUAAACAGCAUGAUCCACAAGAAAGCCAACAUGAUUGUAUUCAAUUCUGUCUUUCUGUUGGGCCCAAAUAUAAUCAAUUAUCAAAAGCAAU